AUGCCCAGACCCAUCGUUAUCUCUGGACCUUCGGGUACCGGUAAGUCCACUCUUUUGAAGAAGUUGUUGGCUGAGUUCCCAGACAAGUUCGGCUUCUCUGUCUCCAACACCACCAGAAACCCUAGAGAUGGUGAGAAGAACGGUGUGGACUACCAUUUCACCAAAGUGGAAGACUUCAAGAAGAUGAUCGAGCAGAAGCAGUUCAUUGAAUGGGCACAGUUCUCCGGUAACUACUACGGAACUUCCAUCAAGGCUGUGGAGGACGUUUCCAAGCUCGACCGUAUCUGCAUUUUGGACAUUGAUAUGCAAGGUGUCAAGUCUGUCAAGGAGACGAAUUUGAACGCUAGAUACUUGUUCUUGAGUCCUCCUCUGAUUGAUGAGUUGAAGGGUAGAUUGGUUGGCCGUGGUACCGAGACUGAAGACUCCAUUGCUAAGAGAAUUGCUGCUGCAGCUGCUGAGAUGGAGUAUGCUGAGACCGGUGCACACGACAAGAUUGUUGUCAACGACGAUUUGGAGAAGGCUUACAAGGAGUUCAAGGAGUUCAUUUUGGCUGAAGAGUAA
Molecule: messenger RNA, 561 nt
Organism: Sungouiella intermedia
Lineage: Eukaryota; Fungi; Ascomycota; Pichiomycetes; Serinales; Metschnikowiaceae
Source: the annotation of a GenBank genome assembly